Acanthochromis polyacanthus (spiny chromis) is the source of this 5950-nucleotide messenger RNA. It is a transcript of the gene mtcl3a, whose product is annotated as SOGA family member 3a. The transcript is spliced from 6 exons. The record is from RefSeq and is a predicted model, not a curated record. The coding region runs from base 1495 to 4728 and encodes 1077 amino acids. Lineage: Eukaryota; Metazoa; Chordata; Actinopteri; Pomacentridae.
CACUCAGAAGUUGUUUUGUACAAGUAGUGGACAUUUAGUGCAACUAUUUGUGCUCCCAGGGUCGAGAGAAGUCGCUGGCUCGUCUAAAAGUCCUCAUCUUCAGCGUUGUUUUUGCGGUCCAGCGGAAUUGAUUCGUUGCCAUGGGGACAGCGCAAGGUGGCACAUCCAGCGAAGCGCAGCUAAUUAGAGCGUCCCGGUGUUGAUUAACGGCCGCUGCCUCCUCCAGGCGCCGUUCAGCUAUCUGGCUUCGGGAAAAUAAAGUCCUGGUUACAGGGGAGGUGUAAAAAUACUCUCCGCUGCUCUUACAUCAGUGCGCUCCGGGAUAUUUUUGGGAGCUUCUCCCAUUCGCCUCGGAGCGGUUACUGGGUGUCUGUCACAUCCAAGCUCUGAAUUGUCGCCUCAGUGCGGCGCAGAGACACGCAGCGUCCUGAGCUCUCUGCAUGUAAACAUGUACGAGAAGCAGUGAGGAGAAGACUGAGAGAUAAAUAGGAAGCACUGUGGAGACUCUGGCACCAGAAUGACGGCUUGACCGAGUCUCCGUUUGGACAUGGAGGGGACCAGUUCGGUUCGCACAGCGGUGACUGCUGCCCUGAGUGCUGCUGUGUGGCCGGCGGGGGAUCUGGCUGGGUUUGGAUAAAUGGCGCUUUUAUUACGCCACUGGUCACCACAACAGUUAGAGUUGAUGGAAAACUACGUUAAACUGUAUCAGAGUGUAUUCCAAUGCAUGCUUUCCACAGCAGACAUGGAUACUUACAGAAUAGCUUGGUGAUCAGCUUCUACUAAUUUGUCAAGUAAAGAAUUUUUUUAAUUUUCAAUUUUAAUGCACUUGGGAAAUGUGGAGUGCGUUCAUGAACGGCUCGGGGCUGCACGGUGGGGGCGGUGCCGGUGGGGGAUACGUGCCGUCUCAGGGAUGGGAGUUUGUGCCGUGCUCCAGGAUGGAGAGGGCAGAUAGAGGCAGGGGCAAAAACCGCAGCCCGCUGAGGAGGAUCUCCUCUCCACCCACCGUCUUCAGUCAGAUCUACGAGCCCCAGUUCGGUGCUUCCCCGGGUGGAGGAGAGGGUGGAGCAGGCGCGCAGCUUGAGAUCCUCAGGGGACAAAUGUGGCCCGGUCCUGAACUCCAGCAACAGCAGCAGCAGCAGCAGCAAACGCAACACACUCGGCUCAAAAAGAAAUUUGAAGAUUUGAAAAAGAGACACGUACAGGACAAGGAAGAAUGGAUGCGGGAGAAGGAGUCAUUGUUGAGAGAAGUGGCUGAUAUACAAGUACUUGGGAAUAUUUACCUCCUCUGAAAGCUCUGUGUAUUUAUGUGUGCCCGUUCCGUGCGUCAUUACGCAUGGGAAGGUGUUAAUUAUCUCAGAUGUACUAGUCACAGAAGAUUUGUCAUUUUUGUGGCAUUAUCUUUAAUAUUCCUAGAAUGUCCUCACUAGAUUCAAAUUCAGAAUCUGGCUUCUUAUCAAGCAUUGAUUUCCUUCACAGAUCUUCUGUGUGAUUGUGAUGAGAGGUGUGAUACUGUCAGUGCAUUUAGAGGAGCAGGCAGCUCGUCUGGCAUGUUUGAUUGACAAGGUUGCUGCCAACUGUGUUUCCACGCAGGGAGGAGAGAACAGGAGGAUUCUGCUGGACCUGAAGACGGUUUUGGAUGAAGUGCAGGCGGAGGUGAAGAGAGAGGAGGAGAAGAGGAGCGAGCUCCAGCUGCAGUACACCAGAGACAGAUGUGCCUGGGAGCUGGAGAAGGCUGAGCUCAAAUGCAGGAUUGCGCAGUUGGAGGGUAGAGAAGCUACCACGGUGGCGAGUGGAGGGCUUCAGUCAGCAGCAGGAUCCGGCUCUGUGUCAUCACGGAGUCCUCGAGAACAGACCGGCGAGACCUCGACGUUCCGCAGGGACAGGGAAGAGCAGCGCAGGAUCCUGGCCGACACACAUUCAGCAGCCAUGGACCUGCGCUGCCGCCUGGAGCACAAUGAGAAGGACUGGUUGAGGGAGAAAGCCGAGCUGCUGGAGAGGUUCAACGUGGAGAGAAGAGAGUGGGAGAGUCAGCUGAAGGAUAUGCAGAAGAAAAUAGAGGAGCUGCACUGUGAGGUCAGAACCAAAUGUGGGGGACCCGGACGGGACAGCGGACGGCAGGAAGACGACGACAUUGUGAACAGGCUCAGCAUACGUUCCACCAGCACCGGCUCCAGUUUGCUCAGUGACAGCAGUCAGUCAGAACCAAACAGAAAUCCACCGGUACCGGGCUUCAGUCACAACAGAAACAUCAGUGGUGACGGUGUUUGUCGUAGCAGAGACAGUCAGCAGAGCUCCUGUUUCCAGGCGGAUGGCUUCAGUGAAUUUAAUGUUGGUGGUCAGUUCACUCAGAAUGAUCAUUCACAAACUCAGCUUGUGGAUGAAUUGAGAUCCAGAGUCGGUGAUUGUAAGGAAGCUGUGGAUACAACAGAGCUGGAUGCUAUUUUUCACGGCCCUCCCGGAUGUGCAGUAGCACCGGAAUACGCCUGUAAAGGGAAUGAAACAAGUGUUCACGCUGAUCCUCAAGAACGUCCUGUUUGGGCUGGACUGACUUACGCCAGUGAAAAGAAGAAGAACACCACUGCUCUCAAUGCUGCUCUGAAGGAGAUCGCUCGUGUGAGUGAGGAGCUUUGUAGCUACCAGGAUGAGAUCAGAAAGAAGAGUGGAGAUAAGAGGAAUCGAUCUGAAUCCAUGUGCCUACCUGGGGAAAGUGAGAUUGUCUUUGGUCAAGAUAAAACCUGCCGGGAGGUAGAUGAAGCUCCUUGCGACCUUAGCCAGAUCUACGAUGACCUUCGGGCUUUGGAGAGGGAAAACUGGAUCACUUUGUCACCAGAUAACACCUGGCAGGCCAACAGAGGGCUGAGUGACAACUGGACAGGAAACUCUGCUGAUCCAGAGAGCUACAGAGGAGAACAGACGAGCCCUGGAGUUCACUCUGAAAUGGAUACAGCCGCCCCACCCAUCCCUCCCCGCACCUCCUCCUGGAAUCUGAGCUCUCAUCAAGAAACAGAACUCCACAUCCCAGAAUCCCCCAUGGCGACGGCGAGGAAGUGCCACAGCCCUUGUGUUCUGGUGGACAGAAAGUGCAGCAGCCCAUCUAUUGUCAGGAAGUUUGAGGCUAUGCUGCAAGAAAAUGAAGGCAAAGUUUUCAUAGACGGUGUGAUGGCCUCAUGUUCUGUGCCGGCAAACUCUAACUGUAAUACAGGCUGCUGCCACAACCGCUGGUCCUGUGAUGCAAGCAAGUUCACGAGCAAUAAGUUAUCUACGUACGAGACUGUCCAGAAAAGCUUCUCUGAAGUCAACAUACUGAGUGCUGGGAAAGACCUGCGCUCAGAUUACAGACCUGGUGUUAACAUAAAAAGUCCUGAGCUACAAAUGCCUUCAGUUGUCAGAGAAUUACCUGUAGAUUUGCUGUUGUCCUCUCUGGAAAUAACACCUGUCAGCCCCAAACUCCAGGGCUCCAGAAGAAACAUAAUGCUGGAACAAAAAACAGCAGAGUUCAAUAGAACUUUGUUUCAGGCUGAGAUGGGCCGUGGCGUAGAGGAGCACAACACUUUCACUGUAACAGACCCCUGCUCUGUGGGUUUCCGGCCAAUCCUGAAGGCAUCAGAGGAAGUUAUAUCUCCCAAAGAGAGUAAAUUUCAGCUACACUGUACUGAUGUCAUCGCUAACAUCAUGGAUGCACAUCCUGAAGUGACAUUACCUCUCUCCAUCUCAGAACCCAAAAUGGAUAACCCCGAGGUCCAACCGAGGCGAAUGAGAUGUGCUCCUGAAGUCCAAGAGGUCAAGUUAAAGCAGGAAACCCCUCCGCUCUUCUCACCUGAACAGCCACAGGUUGGACUCAGGGAGGCUACAGUAACCUCUCAGAGUGCUGCACUCCAUUGUGAGGUCAAACACAAAGCUCGUACAGCAAGCAGUCCUUCCAGAAAAACACAACACAGAGCAGCCACAGAAGCUUUUUCAUCUGAGUCUGUCUUGCCUGUAAACAUCCAGCCAGGUCAGGCUGCCGAUGAUUUCAGCCCUAAGAAGGAGGAUCCUCAUGGAGCAAAGCCUCACACAGCCAGAGCUGAUGUCGCACUCCAGCAGACAUCUACUGAGAUAAAACAAAGACAGAUGACACAGCCAAGACAUGCUUCUGACUCCUCCAGAACUGGGCCUCGAAUGAUGAACGACCAUCCCUGGAAGCCCCUCACUCUUGCUGCAUACCCCCGGCCUGAGGGAUCCAGGUCCAACUACGGCGCAGUGGAAAGGAUCCUGAAGAAUUAUGAGAGCGCAGCUCGAGCACAACAGAACGAGGUGGCUUCAAGCCCUAACUUCAACGCUGGGCAGGAAGAGAACUUCACAGAACUGGACAUGCUGGACAUGGACCCUCUGCCUUUGCCUGCUAGUCUGAGACACACACAGAUGUCACACGCCUCACAGACACACACCACACAUGCACAGCUCAGCAGCCACAAUGCCAUGGGUGUGAAGGAGAUGCAACUCAUAGUGCAGGAACAUGACGGACCUUCUGUCUCAUCUUCCUCCGUCCAGAAGAACUUUUCGAGGCCGGCCCGUCCAGCCAAUCGUCGCCUCCCGUCCCGCUGGGCCAGCCGCUCCCCCACCUCGUCCUCCUCCACCUCCUCCUCUCCUUCGUCCACCCCCGUCGUGCCUCCAUCCUUCCCCCUCCAGAAACACACUUCCUCCUUCACUUACUCACACGCCUUUCACAUAGAGACGGUCAUCAUUUGAUCUCCAUUGCACUGUGUGUUUGAAACAACCAGAAGCCUUCAGUGAUAAUAUCUGAACUUGGACCCUUCCUUUUUGCUCUUUUUACUGUUGUAUAUACCAAAUCCAGACUGCUUCUCCACUAUUACAGACUCAGAAGUGCUUUAGUUGUGAGUUCACCUCACUCUUAGAAUGUACGUGGCAUCCUGUGGAGCCUAGCUGACCAAGAAAGGCAAGAAAAGGAUCUGAAGCUACUUCAGUUAUUCAGCAGUUCGCUCCGAGUAACCUGCCAGGAAUCAUGCAUACCACCAGAGGACAGUGAAAACAGAACUUUCCAAAGGAAGACCUCAGCCAGUGUGUCAUUCAUUCAUGCCAACCAUCUGAAUGGAUAUCUUAUGCUCAGGUCUGGAUUCUAGCUUUGACUAGUGUAGCCUUGUAUAUCUACCAACAAAAGGACCCUUCACUACUCCCUCUGUCCUGUAUUUACUUAAAAUGAAUGCUAGUUCAUGUUAAAAUGAUCUACAAACUUUCAGCCAAGUCAAAACCAGACUGAUGUAUUUAUGAUGUACUUUAUUUUGUAUUUUGCGUGCAGCAUAUUUGUGUGCUUUUUGCACUAAAUAUGAUGUUACAUACUCCAGAUGCAGCAUCUUGUUGCAUACAGAGAUAAAGACAGCGGAGCAAAGAUUUCCUCUCGCGUUAUUUUCUCAGUGCUGAAUAAAGCAGCGUCGGUUUUUCUGCCUUCUUGAAUAUCACCUACAGUAAAUGCCUGGACUGUACCUUGCCUGUGACUAUAACAUUUUGCGUUGCUUUCAUGUUUGGCUUUACAUUUUUCAGAAUUAAGCAAAAACAACAUUUACUUGACAUCAACAGAUAGAUGUGAGUUCCUUCUUUUUUUUUUUAUAACUUUGUACCAAAGGCUGGUUUGUUAUCCAUUUUCCUGAUUUGAAAAUGAAAUGCAUCGUUAGUAAUUGCAUUUAUUUCUUCUGUCCAUCCACUGCUGUUGUUUUCCAAACAAAUGUAUGUUAAACCUCAUCCAAGAGAACCUGCUUUUUUUUUGCUUAACAUACUUAAUGAUGCUUAUAAAUGAUAAAGAAAAGCCUUUUUUCUACUUUUACUAAUUGUGAAUGGUCACAUAUCAGGACAUUACUCAGCUGAGUAGUUCAGUUUUUUUGAGUCAAAGUGAUGAAUCAUAUGAUGAAGGUGACGCCUUUGUUGUUCUUUUUGUGUAAUAAACAUAAGGACAUAA